AUGGCAAAGGUCAACAGCGAAAGCGACUGGACCCACGAUAUGUCCAGGGGACAGAAGCAAAAGAUGACGAAGAUCGUGGAACACAAUUUCGACCUUGGCAUCGAGCUUGAGCUGCAUGCUACCAAGAUCACAAAACUUGGAGUUCAUUGCCAGGAACCAAGUACCGGACUAGAGAAGAACAACAUGGACGUCAAUACGAAGUUUGAAAUGCAGACCGAUGAGAUUAAGAGUCUCAAGGGUCAGACUGAACAGCCGCCCACAGUCCAGAAGGGUCAAGAGAAGCAGGUCUCGAAGCUCAAGGAUAAUACCGAACAGGUUCUUCACCAGAAGAACAAGCAAACCGGUUCAAAAUACGAGACGCACACCGAAGAAAUCGGGAAACUCGAGAAUUAUUUCAACGAGAAGCUCAAACUACAUACAGAGGAAUUGCUGGAGCUCAAAGAACAGAACGCAAAGCUCCUUAAAUUGCUGAAGGCUUAUAGCGUCGACAUUAGAAAGCUGAAGAAGCCAGGCGAAGAUUUCACGAACCAGUUCAUCCAGUCCAGCCAGACAGUCACAAGCGACCCCAAGGACACUAUCACUGCGGAGAUUCUACAUUGGUAA
Molecule: messenger RNA, 603 nt
Organism: Penicillium cinerascens
Lineage: Eukaryota; Fungi; Ascomycota; Eurotiomycetes; Eurotiales; Aspergillaceae
Exons: 2
Coding region: 1-603 (200 amino acids)
Source: RefSeq, a predicted model, not a curated record